Molecule: messenger RNA, 2382 nt
Organism: Funneliformis geosporum
Lineage: Eukaryota; Fungi; Glomeromycota; Glomeromycetes; Glomerales; Glomeraceae
Source: the annotation of a GenBank genome assembly
AUGACACAAACAAUAUCACAACAAAGGAAACCAUCAUUUACGUUAAAUUAUAAAAAAGAAGAAGAAGAGAGCUGGGAUGAUAUAGAAUUUCCUGCUUCUGGAUUAUUUUUAACUAAUAAUAAUGAAAAGGAUUAUGGAUUAUCAACAACGACAAGAGAUAUGUCCGGAAUAACGAUACAAGAUUCUUCAGAUGAUGAUUCUUCGGAAGGUAAUAAUUAUGAUGACAGUUCGGUGGAAUCUUCUGCAUCAUCAUCAACAUCAACAAAUAACAAUAGUUCAAUUAACAAAGUUAAAGAAAUGAUGAUUAAUAGAGGAAUAGUGGCAACAAAUAAUAAAGAUGAAUUCAGUGGAUUAAUUACUAGACUUGUGGGAAAAAAUAAUAAAGUGGUAGUUGGAGAUGAUUGGGAUAAUGAUAUGGAAAUACCUGAGGAAGGAUUUUCAAAUUUAACAAUUACUAGUAAUAAUAAUAGCGGUGGUAAAAGGAGUAAAUCUAGAAGCUCCUCUAUUACCAUUACUAAUUAUAACAAUAUUAUUAAUCAUUAUGAAUUUGAUAGUUGGGAUGAGGAAGAAGAGGAGGAUUAUAAAAAGAUUGUUAAUGAAAAUGAUUUUAUUACUUCACCGAGGCAAUUAGUGAUAAAACGAAUCGAAGAUCCUUCUAAAGUAUUUUCAAUAUCAAAGGAUAUAAAGGGUAAAUCUGUAGAAAGUUUCGAUGAUGAUUUUGAUUUUUCCGAGGUGGAUUUAAGUAGACUGAAUUUAUCUGCUGAAACGUUAAAAUUAUAUCAAGAAUCUGAUCAUGAAGUAGGAGGUUUAACUGAUAAAGACCCAUUUGGUUCGGACAAACUCUCUUCAAGAAAUUCAUCGCGUCUUUCUAUAUUACCGAGUCCAGCACCAACAAAUAGUUCACAAAGCGCUUUCGAAAGCGGUGAAGAAGAAUUCUUUGACGACUUACAUUUUCCUGAACAUAUGGAUUCUUUAACAUUUUCUCCUCACUUAAAUGCGAAAAAAGAAUUAGCACUUUGUAAAAAUGAUUCUUCUGAAUCCACUGUUUCUAUUACUUCUGCUCCUUUAAAGGAUAGUCGAUCUUCUACUCCAUUAUCAUCAAAAACUGCAGAAGCAUCUACUAGAAGAUAUCCUUCUCCAAUUACUUUUACUAAAAAUAAAGUUUAUCCAAAAACAGUUAAUACUGGAGGAAAGAAAUCUAAUAAUGGCGAUAAUAAUAGUUAUAGAAACAUUCAUAGUAGCUCUCCUCCAGUUUCUUCUUUGCAUAGGUUGAAAACAAAUAACGUUUUCUCGAAAAGGGUAAUAAAACCCUUACCACCUAAUAAUACUCCUCAAUUUAAAGCAAAACGUUCUACAACCAUCAAUACCACUGAUAGUACUAAUAAACCGACAUCGAAGAAGACUACUAAUGCAAAUCCCAAUAAUUUACAUUCUCCUUCAAUCAAUAAUAAAAAGAGAUUUCAACAAAAUACUACCUUUAAUACUACAUCCACAUUGGUUGAUUCUAUAUUAGAAAUUAUGCGUAAACCUAGAAGGCAACAAAGUUUUGGUGAUGGAACUGAAUUGGAUGUUUUUGAUGAUUUACCAAUUAAUCUAGAUAAGGAGAAGCAAGAUAGAAAAAAUAGUGCUUCUUCUGUUGGUUCAAAUAACGAUAAUAUUCAACAAGGACGUAAAAAGAAAAAUCGUAAAGGAAAGAAACCACAAUUAAUUAAGAACCUUAAUCUUGAUAAGAAUACAAAAGCUGUAGGUGAAAUGGUUUAUAAUCCGAUAACUCAGCGUUGGGAUGGAAACGAAUUUGUAUUAAAAGAUUUUGAUAAUGCUAUGGCUUCGCCUACCCGUCCUGCUCUCAUUACAAAUAUGAAUAAUCAUUCAACAAAUACAAAAUCUCUUCAACUUGUUGGUAAAAUGAAAUUUGAUCCAACAAAAAUGUGUUGGAAUAAUGAUUCUUCUGAAGAUGACGAAAUUUGGGAUCGAUUUGAUUAUGAUUCCGAAAAUGAUUCCAAAGAAAAAGAAGACGAUGAUGAUUGUAAUUUUAAUUCUCUUCAGGCAUUUAGUGAUAAUGACAUUUCUUCUUCUAGCGAUAGUAAUGAUUUUCAAGUUGGCUCGGAAUUUGAUAUUACUCCCGGAUUUUUAGCUGCUCUGUUGGCUUCAGAGAGACAGCAUCGUAAUGAGAUUACUAGAUGGUACCCCGGUGCUUUAAGCAAGAACAAUGAUUCUAGAUUUGGUUUGAGGGAUAUUACAUUACAAAGGAGUUAUCUUUAUGAAUUAAGAAAUAAUAAAUCUUCGUCUGAUAACAAUUCAAAAAUUUCUCACGAUAGAUCUGGCGGACUUUUUGAAGCUGCUAUGAAUUUAACAAGACAUGAACGAAGACAUUUCCGUUAA